AUGGAACCGCAACCCAUCACAGAGUUCGCCUUAAAGGUCGCCAAGGAUCGCCAAGACCUAGUGCGUAAGGCACGCAAAAAUCUGGAACAAGCCCAGGAGAGACAGAAGAAGUAUUACGACUCGAAAAGAGCAAGCUUCACCCUUAGUGUCGGUGGCUUAGUUCUGCUGGACACCAAGAACCUUGUACUCAAAACAAUCAACGCUCACAUGGAGUUAAAGAAAGCCAAGCUCACAGCGAAGAAAGUUGGAUCGUUUGAAAUAAUCUCGAUGAUCAACCCGAAUGUAGCUAAACUAAAGAUUCCGCGAAACUUGAAGAGACUGCAUCCAUCGUUUAACGUCGACCUACUCUGUCCAUAUAUGUUGAAUGUGUCCGAGUUCGCUGUACGACCAAUUUCGAAGGCCGCACCAAUCAUCCUAGAGGCUGAUACUGGGAAGGAACUACACAUUUUGAAACAGGUGCUUCGUCGUCGUCAGCGCAGCCGCCAAGUGAUAUGGCUAGUGAAAUGGCACAACCUCCCGGAGUGUGACAUUACUUGGGACCGCGAAAAAGCUAUCCGCCAUGUUUCGCAUUGGCAGCGACUAGUACAUGACUUUCGAGACCACCAACGCGAAGUCAAGUCCGGGGAGAUGUCAUGUCGCCGAGUCGCGCAGUACAACUGA
Peronospora matthiolae is the source of this 660-nucleotide messenger RNA. NCBI's taxonomy places the organism in Eukaryota, Oomycota, Peronosporomycetes, Peronosporales, Peronosporaceae. The record is from the annotation of a GenBank genome assembly.